Nothobranchius furzeri (turquoise killifish) is the source of this 3659-nucleotide messenger RNA. RefSeq names its product ubiquitin-conjugating enzyme E2Q family member 1 (gene ube2q1). The record is from RefSeq and is a predicted model, not a curated record. Lineage: Eukaryota; Metazoa; Chordata; Actinopteri; Cyprinodontiformes; Nothobranchiidae.
GGCGCUGGAGUGUGGGAUUCUGCGGGAAUGGGGAGCUAGACCAACGCCAUCUUUAAACCCCACUGGAGGCCAGCUACAAUUGCACUGGGAUAAAAAACAACAUUCGUACUGCCUGAUAUCAGGUCAAAUAUACGAGAUAGUCUCGUCGUUUGAAGCUCGAGUCCUUAUUUGCGACUUGUCCUGUGGGACUUUCAGAGGACCGUCCCGGGAAACCGCGAGACCUACAAUGUUGUGAACAUAGGCAGAGAAUAACAAUAGACGGAAAGACAACAACAACGCUAGCAGUUUGCAGAGCACUAGCUAACGUCAGCUAACUCAUUAGCAUUGCUCCCAGCUUGUGUUGAAAUUCAGCCGGACGGGAACCGCAGUUGGCACCGGCUAGCUGAAAGCUAAGUCCUGACUUCUCCCCAGCGGCCCAGCCGGAGAUGCGUGGAAGAUGUCUGUGUCGGGGCUGAAGGCCGAACUGAAGUUUUUGGAGUCGAUAUUUGAUCCAAACCACGAACGAUUCAGGAUCAUUGACUGGAAGCCGGAUGAGCUGAGCUGCCAGUUUAAUGUUACUGGGGAAAAGCUGUUAAUUAUCCACUGUAACAUUACGGAAUCUUAUCCAUCUACGCCACCAAUAUGGUUUGUUGACUCUGACGAUCCGAGCUUGACGCAAGUUUUGUCAAGGUUGGAAGAUGUUCGGAAAGGCAGCACCCUGCUUCUGCAGCAGCUGAAAAAGCUCAUCUGUGACCUUUGUCGGUUGUACAACCUUCCACAACAUCCCGACGUGGAGAUGCUGGACCAGCCCCUGCCUGCAGGUCCUGUUGAAAAAGACAAAAAGCACGGAACCGAGGAGGUCACAUCAGAGGAGGAGGAGGAGGAGGAGAUGGGAGAAGACAUCGAGGACCUGGAUCACUAUGAGAUGAAAGAGGAGGAGCCGGUGGAUGGGAAGAAGUCUGAAGAUGAUGGCAUUGAAAAGGAGAAUUUGGCAAUUCUGGAGAAGAUCCGGAAGACCCAGAGACAAGACCACCUAAAUGGAGCUGUUUCUGGCUCCGUUCAAGCCUCUGACCGUCUGAUGAAGGAGCUGCGAGAGAUCUACCGAUCUCAGAGUUACAAGACAGGCAUCUAUUCAGUGGAGCUGGUUAAUGACAGCUUGUAUGAGUGGCACGUCAAACUGAGGACGGUGGAUCCCGACAGCCCUUUGCACAGUGACUUACAAGUCUUAAAGGAGAAAGAAGGAAUGGAUUACAUUUUACUAAACUUCUCAUACAAGGAUAACUUCCCCUUCGACCCACCGUUUGUGCGGGUAGUUUCUCCUGUGCUUUCUGGAGGCUACGUUCUGGGAGGAGGCGCACUGUGCAUGGAACUUCUCACCAAGCAGGGUUGGAGCAGUGCCUACUCCAUUGAGUCUGUCAUCAUGCAGAUCAACGCCACGUUAGUCAAAGGAAAAGCCAGAGUGCAGUUUGGAGCCAAUAAAAACCAGUACAAUCUCGCCAGAGCACAGCAGUCCUACAAAUCCCUGGUUCAGAUUCACGAAAAGAACGGUUGGUACACACCCCCUAAGGAGGACGGCUAACACAGACUGCUGCCUUUCUGCUCCGGGACCACGUCUUACGUUUUCCUUUCUCUUUGAGACCAAUAUCGUUUUUACGCUGCAAGUGUUUUUUUAUCUCUACUCAACCGUUUGAACUCCAAACCAAAUUCCUCGUUUAAGGAUCACCUGAAUCCCAGCACAGACUCUGAAACGCUCAUCUCCAUGGAAACGUGGACACUCCUGCUACCCGCAGCGCUGUCCUUUCUUCAGAGGCGCGUCUCUGUUUAUCUGUCGUCUGGUGAUGUUUUUUCCUCGUUGCAAUAAUCAUCUCAUGCCCCGUGACGUUGGUGGACUGAACCUGCAAACUCACCUUUUGGCUUAGCGCCGAGCAUGUCCAGGCACCUGGCUGGCCCGGCGCUGAAAGGCAUAGCGUGACUCCCGAGGCUGGAUGCUUUUACACCUCGUCUUUUCAAGCCCUGAGGAAGGGGGGAGGACACUGAAGGGGCUUUUGAGGAAACGACGAGAUGCAGCCGGGCCGCUCUGCAGGAGAGGUUUGGUGCACGAGCUUAGCAGACACGAUCCAGGCAGAGCGGGGCGUGUCUGGGUCGGGUCGGGUCACUGUUGAUUUUAACUCCACUGUAAACAUGUAAAUUUGUAUUUCUGCUAAAGAACUUGUUUAUAAUGUAACUGUGUGAAGGUCUUCGGCCGGGAGGAGACCGUGAGGCUACACGCCUGAUGAUUCAGUGCAGCAGCACUGCAACUUAAGGCCGUUUAAAAUAAAAAAUGUUCAAAAAAAGGAACUCCUCAAGUGUCGGAAACAAACAAAGGUGUAAACUAAACUAACCCGGAUGUUUUUGCUGGCUCCGCCCCUCUGACAGCUGUACACCGGAGGUUUGGACCUCAGUAAGGCCGUGCAGCAGGAGUUAUGAGACCACGCUUCGUUGUCUCCCUCUCGGUUCUCGGUCCUGUCUCACUUCCUGACAGGAGGGGGGAGGGCCCUUCUGGUUUUUCUCUGAGCUGAUGUUUUGAAUUGAACCUUCAGCCAGACUCGCAGCAAUAGCGUCCUCCAUCUAGUCUAGUUUGGAUUAUUUAGACUGGAUGACAUCCGCCGCCAGGACACACCUCAGCUCUUCCCGCUCUAAGCCUCGUCCGGCCACCACUCCGGUGUCAUGUGACUAAUAUGCAGAAGAGGCUGCGGAGCAUUCCGGUGAACGCAGUCGCGUUUGUUCUGUGGUUCCUUUGUUGUGUUAAAACCAGCAUCACGGCUCAGCCGAGCCGUUUCACAGCGACACUUCACGGCAGACUUUUUGAUUCUCUGAAACGAACGAAGCUCGCUCUCUGGACAAGCUAACUCAGGAAUACAUAACUGCACACUCAACCUUCCAUUCAGUCGCCACACACGGCGAAUGAAUGUCUCAACCUGCUUUCUGUUUUUAAGCUGCGCUAGCGUCCUCCGGCGCCGUGGGGUCAGCUGUUUGCGUUCCACCCUUCCUCAUCGAGGCUGAAGGUUUCUCAUCAGGCGGUCGGACUUGUGAAGUCCAGGUCGCUGCUCCGCUCAGACUGUGGUGGGGUGGCUUCAGAGCUCAUGGACCCUUCCUCUUUGAUCUUGCUGUAUUUUGCAUGUCAGUUUAGCACUUGGUGCCCCCCCCCCCCCCCCCCCCCCCUCGUGGGCGACAGGUGGUGGUUUUGGGUGGUUAGAAAGUCUAGAUGUGUCCAUCUUUUCAUGACUCGUCACCUGGGUUUUCCAGAGCGUCGGUGCACGGGGUCGGAUACGACGACUCGUCACAUGCCUCCGUGGACUUGAAAGGCUCCAGGAUGUGUUCCCAGCAGAAGCAGCAGCUGAGGUGGUGUGUCAUCAGAGCAGUUGAUGAAGCUGAUGUUUACACCAGCGGUGCGUUCAGAUCCUGAGCUAACAGCUUCAGCGGGCUCCUGACUGACCGGGCGUCUCGGCUGAGACGAGUCAACGCGCCCGAAUCCGGGUUCCUCUCCUCGCUUCGUUAACGGCGGCGGCCGGGUUAUAAAGUGAUGCAGUGUCAGCAUGCUUUGGUCGGUUUCUUUAUUUCCUGUUGCAAGGGUGACUUUGACAAUGUAAAGUAAUUUGUAAACUUGCAUCAAGUUUAUGAAUAAAAGCUUUUAUGAAAUA